GACAAACUUGGAAGCACUUCAGAAGAAGCUAGAAGAACUAGAGUUGGAUGAACAGCAACGAAAGCGUCUUGAAGCGUUCCUUACUCAGAAACAAAAAGUUGGAGAGCUGAAGGAUGAUGACUUUGAGAAGAUCAGUGAGCUGGGAGCAGGAAACGGUGGUGUGGUCUUCAAAGUAUCUCACAAGCCCUCUGGUCUCAUAAUGGCAAGAAAGUUAAUUCACCUGGAGAUCAAGCCAGCUAUUCGAAACCAGAUCAUUCGUGAGCUGCAAGUCCUACACGAGUGCAACUCUCCAUACAUAGUGGGCUUUUAUGGAGCUUUUUACAGUGAUGGAGAAAUCAGCAUUUGCAUGGAACAUAUGGAUGGCGGCUCCUUGGAUCAAGUACUGAAAAAGGCUGGAAGAAUUCCAGAGCAGAUACUGGGCAAAGUUAGCAUUGCGGUAAUAAAAGGACUCACGUAUCUGAGAGAAAAGCACAAAAUAAUGCACAGAG
Messenger RNA from Tauraco erythrolophus (red-crested turaco), 488 nucleotides. Lineage: Eukaryota; Metazoa; Chordata; Aves; Musophagiformes; Musophagidae. The record is from RefSeq and is a predicted model, not a curated record.